CUGUGCCAAUAGUUGUUGAACAACAAAUUAACAUAUACUGUACUUAUCAAAGUUGAAGUUUAGGGAUAGUAGUAUUUUGCAAUGAUCUUGUUGCAAUCCAACCGGGAUUUGCUCGCCGGCUCGCUUCUCCUGUGGCGGGGGUGUCCACGCCGAUGAUGAAGAAAGCUAUUCCGCCCAAAAUCAUCGCAGAGAAAUACGGUCUCCCAGGAGUGCCAAAUUUUGAAACAUCGCAUCUGCUGCCGCACAGAUGGAGAUUUGGAGGGGGAUUAUUUCCGAAGACGAUGGCUUGUUGGAGUUUGGAGAAAUCAGAUUUAGAAACUACUACUACUACUACUACUACUACUAAUACUGAGUUGAGAGUAAAUGUUCGGCCAGCAACAGAAGCUCAUGCGGAAGAGGCAGUUGAAGCUCUGAAAGAUGGGAAGGUCAUUGCCGUCCCCACUGACACUCUCUAUGGUUUCGCGUGUGAUGCUUGCUCUGUGGAAGCAGUUAAUAGGACGUACGAGAUUAAAGGGCGUAAACACACAAGCCCUUUUGCAAUAUGUGUUGGGGACAUAUCAGAUAUUAAACGAUUUGCUAUAACAGACCAUUUAACUCCUGGCUUGCUCGAUUGUCUCCUCCCAGGACCUGUAACUCUGGUGCUAAGCCGAGGGGACUCUAGUAUUCUAGAGAAGUCGUUGAACCCUGGAUUAGAUACUAUUGGAGUUCGAGUACCAGACUGUAGCUUUAUAAGGGUUAUUGCCCGUGGAUCCGGAAGUGCACUAGCCCUAACAAGUGCAAACCUAAGUGGGCAACCAAGUAGUGUUUGCAUAAAAGAUUUUGAAAAACUCUGGAAACACUGUGCAUAUGUUUAUGAUGGUGGUGUGCUUCCAUCUGGGCGAGCAGGAUCAACAGUGGUGCAACUUACAAAGCCCGGAAAAUACAAGAUUCUUAGAGCAGGGAGCGCAAAGGAAGAGACUGUUGCGGUCCUUCAAAGGCACUCUCGUUUAGAUGAUGCGAUGGAUACAUAGCAAGAGGUCCAAAGUGUUGCUAUUGGCAGCGUGUAUUAGCAAGAGAAUUUAUGUUGGCACGUGAGAAAUUGCUUCUAUACAUUGUUGUUAAAUUUUUCUGUAUACUAUGGCUGGUGAAGCUAUUUUUCCGGUACGCUAUAGCUGUUGUGAAGCUACCUUUCUUUUUUCUUUGAUAAGUAAUCUUGGCAAUUGUUCUUGCACCUAGGUUCUAUAGAGAUUGCUGAUUAUAAAGUAUUAGUCUCAAUUUUUUUGAAAA
Rhododendron vialii is the source of this 1266-nucleotide messenger RNA. RefSeq lists its product as uncharacterized. The transcript is spliced from 5 exons. Lineage: Eukaryota; Viridiplantae; Streptophyta; Magnoliopsida; Ericales; Ericaceae. Gene Ontology annotation, biological process: regulation of translational fidelity. Bases 153 to 1010 code for a protein of 285 amino acids. The record is from RefSeq and is a predicted model, not a curated record. Gene Ontology annotation, cellular component: cytoplasm. Gene Ontology annotation, molecular function: nucleotidyltransferase activity; tRNA binding; double-stranded RNA binding.